CCCGCAGCCGGCGCGGGAAGCCGUCAGCGCCGGCCCGGCCGCGCAGCCGCUCCCCCUCGGCUCCGCACCGGCCGCAGGAAGGCGCAGCGGGGCGGGGACUACACGAGCAGCGGAGCCUCCCCCGGGGUGGGCAGCGCAGCUCCGCCGCCGGCCCGUGCCCCGGCGAGCGCGGCGGGAGCGGGCCAUGUCGGAGGCGGAGAGCGGUGCCGCAGGCCCCCUUUAGGUACUGGAAGGUGCUCUGAGGUCUCCCUGGAGCCUUCUCUCCCAGGCUGUCCCCACAGCAGAGGCGCUCCAGCCCUGUCAUCAUCUCUGUGGCCUCCUCUGAGCUGCCCCAGCUCCUCUGUGAAACAUGAGUGCCGAAACAGAUGCAGUUUCCACAUCUGCUUACUCAUCACCAGCCAAAAGCUUGGGAGACCCUGGAAUAACUCCACUGUCUCCAUCACACAUUGUGAAGGACUCUGAUGCAGAGGAUGCUGUAGAACAGUUAUUUCUUGUUGUUGUGGCUAUUGAUUUUGGCACAACUUCCAGUGGCUACGCCUACAGCUUCACCAAGGAGCCAGAAUGUAUUCAUGUAAUGAGACGAUGGGAAGGUGGAGAUCCAGGUGUUUCCAACCAGAAGACCCCAACCACAAUCCUCCUCACACCAGAGAGAAAAUUCCAUAGCUUUGGCUAUGCAGCAAGAGACUUCUACCAUGACUUGGAUCCCACUGAAUCAAAGCACUGGUUGUAUUUUGAGAAGUUUAAGAUGAAGCUGCAUACCACUGGUAAUCUUACCAUGGAGACAGACCUGACAGCUGCAAAUGGCAAAAAAGUCAAAGCACUUGAGAUAUUUGCUUAUGCUCUGCAGUUCUUUAAGGAACAGGCAUUAAAGGAGCUCAGUGACCAAGGAGGCUCGGACUUUGAAAACACUGAAGUAAGAUGGGUGAUUACAGUGCCUGCUAUAUGGAAGCAGCCUGCAAAGCAGUUUAUGAGACAAGCUGCCUACAAGGCAGGAAUGGCAUCUCCUGAAAACCCCGAGCAGUUGAUCAUUGCCCUGGAGCCCGAGGCUGCCUCUAUCUACUGCCGAAAGCUGCGCCUGCACCAGAUGAUAGACCUGAGUAGUAGGGCACCUGUCAAUGGCUACAGCCCGAGUGACACUAUUGGAACUGGAUUUACACAGGGGAAGGAGCACGUGCGCCGGAACCGGCAGAGCCGAACCUUCAUGGUGGAAAAUGUCAUAGGAGAGAUCUGGUCUGAGCUGGAGGAAGGUGAUCGGUACAUCGUGGUUGACAGCGGAGGAGGCACAGUGGACAUGACUGUCCAUCAGAUCAGGCUUCCUGAAGGACAUCUGAAGGAGCUCUACAAAGCAACAGGUGGCCCAUACGGUUCUCUAGGUGUGGACUAUGAGUUUGAGAAGCUGCUGUGUAAAAUCUUUGGGGAAGAUUUCAUUGAGCAGUUUAAAAUCAAGCGCCCCGCGGCCUGGGUGGAUCUGAUGAUCGCGUUCGAGUCCCGCAAGCGGGCGGCAGCUCCCGACAGGACCAACCCCCUGAACAUCACCCUGCCCUUCUCCUUCAUCGACUACUACAAGAAGUUCCGAGGGCACAGUGUGGAACAUGCCUUGAGGAAAAGCAAUGUGGACUUUGUGAAGUGGUCCUCCCAGGGAAUGCUGAGGAUGAGCCCAGAUGCAAUGAAUGCUCUUUUCAAACCUACAAUUGACCAGAUUGUUCAGCACCUGAGUGAGGUGUUCGAUAAGCCAGAGGUGACCAAUGUGAAGUUCCUGUUCCUGGUGGGCGGCUUCGCCGAGUCCCCCUUGCUGCAGCAAGCCGUGCAGAGCGCGUUUGGCUCCAGGUGCCGGGUGAUCAUUCCCCAGGAUGUGGGGCUGACCAUCCUCAAAGGAGCUGUUCUCUUUGGCCUCGACCCUGCGGUCAUCAAGGUGCGGCGCUCCCCGCUGACCUACGGCGUGGGGGUGCUCAACCGCUUCGUGGAGGGCAAGCACCCCCCGGAGAAGCUGCUGGUCAAGGACGGCACGCGCUGGUGCACCGACGUCUUCGACAAGUUCAUCUCAGCCGACCAGUCUGUAGCCCUGGGAGAGACUGUGACCCGCAGCUACACGCCUGCCAAGCCUUCCCAGUUAGUGAUAGUGAUCAACAUCUACAGCUCGGAGCAGGACAACGUCAGCUUCAUCACCGAGCCCGGCGUGAAGAAGUGCGGCACGCUGCGCUUGGAUCUCACCGGGACUGACGCCUCCGUGCCCAACCGGCGCGAGAUCAAAACGCUGAUGCAGUUCGGGGACACUGAAAUCAAAGCCAUGGCUGUUGAUGUUGCCACCUCUAAAAGUGUCAAAGUCGGUAUUGAUUUCUUAAAUUACUGACGGCCCUUUCCCCCGCCACAGCCUGUUUGUGAGACUGAUCUUCCACUGUUCCGUUUUUUGACUUCUGUCUGUCAUGUCAUCACCGUGAAUUUCAGCAGGCUACAUGAGAACAGCUAAGGUGGGGUGUGUUGUGUUUGUGUCCUUUGGUGACCAAGGACUGCAUUUUGAAAGACCCUUAAAAAGUUCUAGGAGCAAAAGUUCCAGAGGUAGUAAAAGUUACCGAGUUACUCACGCAUGCUUAAAGAUCUACCUUUAUAAAAUAAACACUGAUUAUUGUUGGGUCCUGAAGGUUAGUUAAAAAAAUACCAAGUUGUAAUCUCUUUGCCUUGUUCUUCUUCCUCCUGAGAAAAACUCACUAACCCACGUGGCUGUUGUAGGGGGUGUAUCUGUGUGGGAUAUCUGUUUAAACAGCACCAUCCUCUGGCAAUGGGAACAAAUUAGUAGUUUUAUUGUAUUCUUUGGAUUUUGCCCAGUGCUUUCAGAAUUUAAAGUGCUGAAAAUUAAUGACUCAAAGAAAUAGGAUCUCAAUUGCUUAAAUUCUGUGUAAAGGAAAUCCCCAGAAAUUCUUAAAAUUAUAUUUAGGAAAUACAUAUGUGUUUUGGGGGCCUAAUAUUGAUUGCUCCAGGUUAAAAACAAGGCCUUUGUUGUCAGAGCUCUCAGAACAAGCUGUCAGAUUAAUUAGCUAGCAUUACCCUCAUUAUACUUUGGAAAAUAAUAUUAAGAACAAACCUAUUUCUCUUUUGGGUCUUCUAAACUUAUUUUAUUAAUCUCCAUCUGAAACCACAGAAUCACAGAGUAGUUAAGCUUGAGGGGGACAUCCACUGACUGAUAAAACCUCUCCAUUCUAAGCACUAUCAGUCAGAAGAAGUUUCUUUUUCCAGUUUUAUGGUCUCCAAAAUGAAGAUCCCUAAACUCCAGGCAACUUAUUUGACAAUCCUCACUGCAAAGGUUUUUUUUCUUACGCUUAAAAGGAAUUUAUUGAGUUUAAAUUUGUGCGUGUUGCCUCUUUCUUGCUCCUUCACUGGAUACCUCUGAGAAGUCUGGCUCCAUCCUCUUUCCUGUCAGCUCUCACAUGAAAGAUCCCCCAAUCCCUUCUCCCCUUCAUGGCCCUGUGCUGCUCUCAGAGCUGUGUCUGUGUGUCCUGUCCUGGGAAGGCCAGAGCUGUUCCUGGCACUCAGACGUGGUCUCUGCAGGGCUGAAUCAGGGAAGGAUCCCCUUUCCUGACCUGCUGGCAGUGCAGUUCCCAGUGCAGCUGCACAUUUCUCAUCAUCCCUCUGACCCAUCUGCUUUAUCAAGCACUUCCCCAGGUGAUUGUAUUUCUUUUCCUUUUUCAUUCCUGUGUUAAGAUUUGGAAGCGCAGCUAGAUGAUGGCUGUCCAGAAACAUUUAAACAAUUCUCAAGAGACAAAACAUUCAGAUCUAAAAUACCGUAAUACAUUUUUUUGUAGCAGACAUUUUAAUUCAGUAAAACAUAUUGCUGGGUUGAGUUGAAUGGCCAAUGAAGUGGAAGGCAGAAACCAAUAGAAUGAAACUAUAAAUAGCAUUAAAUAAAGCAUUCCUUACCUGGCAGUGAGCACUUGAUGCAGGAGAAAUGCACUGAUGGCCAUGGUAGCAUCUUGUUUUCCAAAUAAUAACUUAGUGGAAAUGUUUCCUUAAACAUGCUCACCUGGCAAAUUUCUUUUGCAACUAGAAUAGUUUUUAUUUUGCAAAACGCUACAGGAAGAAAAUGAAACCUACAUUCUGUGUCUGCCAUGAACUGACAACUUCAGAUUCAAAUCCUAAUUCCACUCCAGAUUAGCAGAGUGGUACCAACCUGUAGAAUCACCCUAAAAUGCUGACACUUCCCAGUGCAUUUAUACAGAGCUGCCUGACUACCUGCUGGAAUUCAUUACAUUUUCAAAACAUUGCAAUGUUAAUUAUUAACCUAGAACUUCCUUUUAAAAAAGUUGAGCAUGAGUUAAAUCCAUUACUGACACUUUUGGGAGAUUAAAGCUUUAACAGUUAUUUCAUUAAUUUAUGUUCCAAUCCUGCACUUAAACUUUCUGUGUUUAUCCUGGAGUUUUGCCACAGUACAGAGCUGGACAACUGAUCCACUGCAUUUUGUCAUUGAGUUUUCUGUGUCUCCUGCAGAAUUCCCUGAUUUAAUGGGAAAUGUGUUCUGCAUUCAGCUUUAAAAUAAAUAAAUAAAGGACUAUGGAGAAUGCUAGUCACAGUAUCCUGCUGGAUACUUUCUAUAAUUACAAAGUGUGCUUGCUAGCAGUCGAUUUCCUGCUGCCUGCUAAAUGCUUUAAAAGCUAAAUACUGGGAUUUUUUUUGUGUGUGCUGCUUUCCAUGGUUUACAAACAAGAGAAACUUUAAGAUGAGUUAUGAACAAUAUAAUUUUAUGUAUAUACAAUAUUUAAAUAUUGUACAGACUCUUUCUUUCUACAGUGCUAUUUUCUUGUAUAAAAAUGCACUUUGCCUCUGUUGAUUUCAUUCAGCUGUUAAUUUUAAAUAACACAGUUUCUCAAUCAGCUUCUGUAAUUAUAGGCUUUUAAAGAUGGUAAGAUAUGAAAUGUAAAAGGCCGAUCUUUUAAUAAUAGGAAAGAAAUGUUGGUGUGUCAGAGAAUACAACAUUCUUCCUGCAAUGCAAGUCAUACCAGCUAAGCACAUCACACAAAUGCAAUAGUCUGUUGCUGGGGUUUUCAUUUCUUUGUUUCAGAUGGUGACCAUUCCAUCUCCAGCAAUUCUUCAUAAUAAUGGAUGAAUCCUCCUGUAAAACCAAAAAUCAGAUUGUCAAAUCUGGGUAUACAGCUUCUUCACUAGGUUUUGGGUUUUUAAUAAGGGUAUUCUCUAGUUUAAAAAGCAACAACAACAACAAAUGAAAAACUACCUCCCAAAGCCAGGCAACACUCUUUUAUUGUAGCUGCAGGUAAGGCACAGUCUCUGUCUACCACUUCCACCUGCCAAAAAACAGAGUUCUUAGAGAAAAAUAGGCUUUGCUGUCUUUGCAUGCUAUGUUAAGCUGAAUCUGUCCAGUUCUGCACAGAUUUGUUUUCAGUGGCCUUAACACAGGAUUUGGUUUAAUAAAUGGCUGUCACCCCUGUCCCCCCUGUGAAGAGGAGGUGAUCUGCAGGAUCCGGUGGCCCAUGGGCUUUGUGCUGUUUCCAGCCUGCCUGCAGGGAAGGCUGCAGGUGGGUUCUGCAGCUCUUCUGAAGCACAGCUCCCUGCCCAGCAGAUUCUCUGCCCUUUCUGAUUCACCUUUUGUAAGAUCCCAUCUGGAUCCAAGCAGGGGCUCGUUGCUGAAAUCCCUGUAAAACUGUAAAACGUGGUUUACAUAUUUUUGCACUUCCUCCUUCAGUCUGGUGAGAACACCAUCAAGCUUAUGUUUGCAGAGCACUGAACUACUGAACAAACUCCCAGCUGUCCUUGUUGCCCUCUUUCAGAAUGGAAAAUUAGCUUAUCUCUCUAAGGAAUUAGAAUUGUUAAGUAGAAUAUUAUGCUGUGGUCUGUAGACAGUAACCCAAUUAAACAACUUUACAUUUUAAGAGGCAUGUGGAUGCCCAUUUCGAUAAAGGAUGUUAGGUUGUAAAAUUUAUAUGAAAUUUACUAGGAAAUGAGGCAUUUUUAGAAUUGUAGUUGUGACACUUUUGCAGGACAUUUGUUCCCCUGCAGAGCAUUUUUUUGGUAGGGGUUUCAGAUGACAUUGUGCAAAUUAGUGUGGGAAAGACAACAAGGCCAGCUAUCCAUAGGGAAAGCAGAAGGUCUUGGCAGGGGUUUUGCUCCAAGCAGCAAUUUGCAAGUUUGGGUCCAAGUUACUGAACUCUAGACUGAAGUUUAGCAGCUAAUUGUGAUGGAAUGGUUAAUUGUGCUAGAAUAUGAUAAAUGUGCAGUGGUGGUUAGGACAGUUUUCAGUGGUAUGAGUAUACCAGUAUUCAUAUACAGGAGUUUUAAUGCAUUAUUAUGAGAAGGCUAAUUAUAUAUUGCAGAGAUUUAAUAGCCAAGAUAAGCUGCAUAUUUAUGAUAUGAAGUGGCUUAAGCGGAUGAAUAGUAUAAAAGUUGUUGGGCAUAAUGUCACAGUACUCACCUGCUUGAAAUAGUCUUAAACUAUAUUAUAAAACCAACCAUUGUGGUCUUGUUCACCUCUGUGCAAGAUAAAUUCAGAUUUCACUGAUACUUGGAGCUGUUCACAACUUGUCUGGAUUGUAUCUUGAGUGUUCUUGUGUCUUCAAUCAUGUCGAAUAAAAUACCUUAAAACUAA
Zonotrichia leucophrys gambelii is the source of this 6589-nucleotide messenger RNA. It is a transcript of the gene HSPA12A, whose product is annotated as heat shock protein family A (Hsp70) member 12A. The record is from RefSeq and is a predicted model, not a curated record. NCBI's taxonomy places the organism in Eukaryota, Metazoa, Chordata, Aves, Passeriformes, Passerellidae. The coding region runs from base 350 to 2350 and encodes 666 amino acids. The transcript has 13 exons.